AUACCUACUUGGGGGAUGCCGAUUGAGCUCCGGGUUGCCGCGGGUUAAAUACAACCGAGAGCUGUCAAAGCUGGAGCAGUGGACUUUCUCAAUUCCAAUAUUUUCAACUAAACAAAGAAAAAACGAAUUGGGGUGAGUAUUUUGGAUAUUAUCGUUUGCUAUGUUAUGAAGAUGUCGGAAAAGCUCAUUAGCGCCGAGGAAGUCGUGAAGCAUACCACGCCCGAGAGUUGUUGGGUAGUGUUGUACGGGAAUGUCUAUGAUGUAACUGAGUUCCUACCGUCGCACCCCGGCGGUUCCAAGAUCAUCUUACAGCUCGCCGGCCGAGAUGCGACGGACGAGUACGAUCCCAUACACCCUCCGGGCAUACUAGAGGAAAAUCUCAAACCCGAGGCCAAAUUGGGUCGAAUUGACCCUCAGACGAUAGUCCAGGCCAGCAAGCCAGCUGCUAAGGAGGAAAAGAAGGAUGUAGAAGGUCCGCCACCUAUGGAAAGUCUACUGAAUCUCAAUGAGAUCGAGGAGGUCGCUACGAAACGUAUGCCUGAAAAGGCAUGGGCCUACUACUACUCCUCCAGCGACGACACCAUUUCCAAGUCUUUCAACAAUGCCGUUUACAAGGACAUCCUGCUGCGACCACGAGUCUUCAUCGACUGCACCAAAUGCGAUUCUUCCACGACUUUGCUAGGACACAAGGUCGACAUACCGAUAUUCGUCGCACCAGCCGCGAUGGCCCGAUUAGGCCAUCCCGACGGCGAGGCCGGCAUUGCUCGGGCCUGUAGCCGGUUCAACGCGCUACAAGUGAUCUCGAACAACGCCUCCAUGACGCCGGAGCAAAUUGUCGCAGACGCAAUACCAGGGCAAAUUUUCGGCUGGCAACUGUACGUGCAGAACGACCGGGCCAAGAGCGAGGCCAUGCUGGCCCGCAUCAACCGCAUGUCCGACAAGUUCAAGUUCAUCUGCCUGACGCUAGAUGCGCCGGUCCCCGGCAAGCGCGAGCUCGACGAGAAGCAGAGCUUCAAGAACGCCGUCAAGGUCGCCUCCGGGGUCAAGACCUCGGACGAGCCCAACCGGCCUGGCGGCGGCGGCGUGGGACAGCAGCUCUUCUUCGGCACGGCGUCGGAUCUCACGUGGAAGAUUACGCUGCCGUGGUUGGCGAAGCACACGGAUUUGCCGAUUGUGCUGAAGGGCAUACAGACACACGAGGACGCGUUCCUCGCGGCGAAGUAUGCGCCGCAGGUCAAGGCUGUUAUAUUGUCGAAUCAUGGUGGGCGCGCGCUGGAUACCGCGCCGCCUGCUGUGCACACGCUGCUGGAGAUCCGCAAGCACUGUCCGCAGGUGUUUGAUCAGAUUGAGGUCUGGGUUGAUGGCGGUAUUAAGCGCGGGACCGAUGUGGUUAAGGCGCUAUGUCUGGGUGCCCGGGCUGUAGGAAUUGGCCGAGCUGCCCUAUUCGGGCUCGGGGCCGGUGGACAGAAGGGUGUUGAGAGGACGUUUGAGAUCCUCAAGGCGGAGACGGAGACGUGUAUGAGGUUGCUCGGAGUAGAGAAAGUGAGCGACCUGAGUCCGAGACAUAUCAACUCUAGGAAAGUCGAGAGGGAUAUCUUUGACGGGGAGGCGGGAUUGGAGACGUUCGGCCUGUGGGAUAAGGUCAAGUCUAGGCUAUGAGCUACUGCCGAUCUUGGUAUAUAUGGCGUAGAUUAGAGAAGGAUAUAUACCGUGUAAGCUUGACAAUAGUUCUACUCUUGGAUAAACUUAGCAUAGCGAUAGCGAUAGGGUUUUAUGGAAUACAAUACUAUACACUAGAUGGGUAUUGUCGAGAUUGGUGUUAAACGCUUUCUAGCUUUAUUCGGCUCCCUAUAAUAUACUG
Daldinia loculata is the source of this 1861-nucleotide messenger RNA. Its product is annotated as FMN-dependent dehydrogenase-domain-containing protein. The transcript has 4 exons. Gene Ontology annotation, molecular function: heme binding; oxidoreductase activity. Bases 166 to 1659 code for a protein of 497 amino acids. The record is from RefSeq and is a predicted model, not a curated record. NCBI's taxonomy places the organism in Eukaryota, Fungi, Ascomycota, Sordariomycetes, Xylariales, Hypoxylaceae.